Dama dama (fallow deer) is the source of this 1738-nucleotide messenger RNA. It is a transcript of the gene RAD51B, whose product is annotated as RAD51 paralog B. The transcript is spliced from 8 exons. The coding region runs from base 52 to 948 and encodes 298 amino acids. Lineage: Eukaryota; Metazoa; Chordata; Mammalia; Artiodactyla; Cervidae. Gene Ontology annotation, molecular function: ATP-dependent DNA damage sensor activity; ATP binding; DNA binding. Gene Ontology annotation, cellular component: Rad51B-Rad51C-Rad51D-XRCC2 complex. The record is from RefSeq and is a predicted model, not a curated record. Gene Ontology annotation, biological process: double-strand break repair via homologous recombination.
UCACUUUCCGCGGGGAAGUGUGUAAGGGAUAGGGGAAACUUUGAAAGUUGGAUGCUGCAGAACCCGGUUCUUUUUCUUGCUGCAUCUGGAGGCAUGGGUAGCAAGAAACUAAGACGAGUGGGUUUAUCACAAGAGCUGUGUGACCGUCUGAACAGACAUCAUAUCGUUACCUGUCAGGACUUUCUAUGUCUUUCUCCACUGGAGCUUAUGAAGAUGACUGGCCUUAGUUAUCAAGGUGUCCAUGAACUUCUGUGUGUGGUUAGCAGGGCCUGUGCACCACAGAUGCAAACGGCUUAUGAGAUAAAGACACAGAGGUGUGCUGCUCACUCAUCUGCAUUUUUGUCUACAACCCUGUCUGCUUUGGAUGAAGCCCUGCAUGGUGGUGUAGCUUGUGGAUCCCUCACAGAGAUUACAGGUCCCCCAGGUUGUGGAAAAACUCAGUUUUGUAUAAUGAUGAGCAUUUUGGCUACAUUACCUACCAACAUGGGAGGAUUAGAAGGAGCUGUUGUGUACAUUGACACAGAGUCAGCAUUUAGUGCUGAAAGACUAGUUGAGAUAGCAGAAUCUCGUUUUCCCAGAUAUUUUGACACUGAAGAAAAACUACUUUUGACAAGCAGUAAAGUUCAUCUUUAUCGGGAACUCAGCUGUGAUGAAGUUCUACAAAGGAUUGAAUCCUUGGAAGAAGAAAUUAUUUCAAAAGGAGUUAAACUUGUGAUUGUUGACUCUGUUGCGUCUGUGGUAAGAAAGGAGUUUGAUACACAGCUUCAGGGCAACAUGAGAGAAAGGAACAAGUUCUUGGCAAGAGAAGCAGCCUCUUUAAAGUAUUUGGCUGAGGAAUUUUCAAUCCCACUGAUGUUCUUCUCAGAUGCCAGAGAGACUAGUCAUGGUUGCCAGAUGACUGGGCCCUGCUGGCUCAUCGCGGGACUGUGGCAGUGCUUGUUUCCAUGAGAGCUGGAAGAAAAGAUGCAAUGGAAAAAGCACGCGCAGUCAUUUAUAAGUAGCUGGCUAUGUAAUUCUCAGUGCCCUGUGCACCUCAAAAUGUGAACUUAAUCUGGGAACUCUUACAUCUGGGGCAUCUUUAAUACAAAUUCAAGUACCUGAAAGCUGAUACGUGAGCAGUGGCAGAGCACUUUGGUUAAUGUGUACACAUCCAGGUUUGUAGGCAUAAUCGGUGCCAUUUGACUUGGGUCAGUUUGAUUGCCAGUAGUCUAUGAGUGGGAAAGACAAAGUACCUCAUUUCUGGAGAUACUGUAAUCAUUUAGAUACUUAAGAGAUGUAUUUUGUAAAGGUAAAUCCCUUUUGGGGUGAUCAGAGAGUUGAUCUUAACUAUCAUGUAAUCUUCUAUGAAAUUUGAUGGUAGGCUCUGUUCCAGGUAGGAGUUCAAUCAAAGCCCAUUCUCAUGGUGUUUUUUAGAAGUAUAUUAAAUAUGAUAAGGUACCAAGGCCCCACAGGAAUCACAUAAAACCAGAGUUUAUAAAGAAGUUACUGAAAUGAUACCUUUGAAGUUGUUGUUUUCUCAUGGCUUCUCUGUUGCUAGAUCUGACAUGAAUUACUUGGCUACAGUAAUUGUAAUGAAAUGGAGAUUGAAUUAUAAACAUCUAUUUCUUAUAGCCUUGCAGUUUCUUUGGGCUAAUGAUGUUUUUCCAUGACUGAGUGACUUAGCACAUACUUCCCAUAGUAGCAAAAAAGAAUCAGUUUCCUUUUUUGAAUAUUCGUACUUCACUCUUAGUUUGUAUGG